Molecule: messenger RNA, 1204 nt
Organism: Moneuplotes crassus
Lineage: Eukaryota; Ciliophora; Spirotrichea; Euplotida; Euplotidae
Source: the annotation of a GenBank genome assembly
GGAUGACAGUAUCCUAAAUCGAAGUUAUAUGACAUCUGAAGUAACAAAUCUUCUACGCAAAACAAAAGCUAAAGAGAAGAUGAACAAAAGGAUUUCUUCUCAUGAUGAAUUCACAAAGCCAGACUUUGAUAUCAAAAAAUACAAUACUCCUAAAAAGAUCAAAGCAUUGAGAAAAGAACUGGAAGAAAGGGAAGCUAUUUUAAGCUCUGAAAUUCUCCAGCAAUAUCCAGUAUAUAUUCAAACUUAUGACAAUAUCAAUGAAGUCUCCGAGAUCCUUAAGACGAUGAAAGGGCAGUUAUCUCAAUAUUCAAUGUCUAUUUCUUCACUCAAGUCCAAGAUUGAUGAUUUUUCUCAAAAAUCCAACAAUAAUGAAUGGCAAAAUUACAUAAAUCACUCACUAGAUAAUAACUGGGAAGUAGUAGAAACGCAGCCUAGUCAAGACUACAUUAUAUGCAAGAAUGCUAUCCCAGAGGGAAACUUUGAAGAUAUCAGUAGAAUGGGACAGCCAAAAGAUAGAGAUAUACAUAACUAUGUUACUCAUAAAAUAGAAGAUAUUCUCUUAAAAGCAGGGGAUAAAAAUGACAGCAACAGAUAUCAAGAAUGAGCUAAGAUAUUCACUGAUCUGACUCAGAAAGUAGAUAUCUCUCAAGAUGAACUUGUCAAAAAGAUUGACAACGCAUAUAAUCAGUAUGUUCAAGAGCUAUCUAGAUCAAUAAUGAUGUCUGGCCAAGCUGAGCAUGUUAAUGCACUUAUAAUGUGAGAUUGCUGCAAAACAGCUGCUAAAAGUUUACUAUUUUAUCAAAGCAACCAACUUGGCAUGAGCUUAGAGAAGGUGGAUAAAACUUUAAAGUCUUCAGAUCAAUUUGAAGCAGAGCUAAAUGCUUUUGUAGAUUUUCUGAUCAUAACUAAAAUUAAGUAUAUCGAAAUGUUCAGUGAGCUAAAUGAGGUUGUUCUCGAAAACAUUGUUGAUUCAAAAAAAAUUCAAUUCCUCCAAUGAUAUCUAAAGCCGUGGAUAGAAGAGCAACUGGAAACAUUCAAACCAUUCUUAUCAAAAUACAUCUCGAAACUAAGAUCUUCAAAGCACAAAACAGAGUACCAAGGAAUACUGAGAAAAGCAAUGAAUAAGCUAGACAAAGAAGGAAUCUCGAUAGCAUAUAAAAUUGACCAAUUUAUAAGUAGACAUGACUUGAUGACCAUAUUUUAG